AUGGCACCGCCUCGAUUCCUUUCCAUUUUCCGUCAGUCUUAUAGGGUCUCGGAUCUGGAGAAGCAUGCACCCACACAAUAUCGCGGCUUGCCUUGGAUUGCUAGCCCAAUCAAUCAAGCGGAAGAUGGCCACCAUUUUUACCGACACUCGGACGCCACGCCAAUCGAACUCUUCUUUGACCUAUUUUUUGUGGCCAACCUCUCGACAUUUACCGCUACCCAUCAUAUCAAUAACGUCAAUGCUUUGUGUGCAUACAUCGGAUUCCUUGCUGUUAUCUGGUUUACUUGGCUACAAGUCACUCUCUUCGAUGUCCGAUUUGCCCGAGACUCUGUCUUUGAGCGGUCAUGCAAGGCGAUUCAGCUUGGCGCGAUGGUUGGCUUUGCAUCAGCGGGGUCGAGAUUCAGCACGACCGUUCGUGAGGAGAAUGCAUGGGCAUUCCAAUCUCUCACCCUAAUCUUGGCCGGGAGUCGCGCGCUAUUAGCCAUCCAGUACACAGUCAACGUUUUCUUCCUUCGCUCCUCCAUGAAACAUGCAGCUAGGGGCGUUGCUUAUACGGCCCUUGUUUUUUGGGUGACAACAGUCUUUUAUAUCGUGAUGUAUCUUGCAUUUUCCGGCAGCUAUGGGUUUCGUGCUCGGAUCUGGACCGUUUGGUUUGUUCUUUUUGGUGUUGAAAUGUGGACGGUUACGGGGCUAUCCUUGAUGUACCCGGAUCUUGGGUUCAAAGAUACCCACCUCAAUACCCGAAUGGGCCUGCUUACGCUGAUCAUCAUCGGAGAGGGUGUCAUUGCUAUCACUCGUAUUGUCAACAAGACUGUACGGCCCGGUGGAUGGACCAAAUGGUCGUUUGUUCACAUUUUGGGAGUGACAACGAAUGUGUAUGUUAUCUGGCAGGUUUACUUCGACGUCUCGCCUCGUGGCCAGCUCAGGAAGUUCAAGCAGCAGCUUUGGGCUCAGUUACACUUCCCGUUUCACGUGGUGCUCAUUCUGCUUCUUGAAGGGUCACAGAUUCUGGCGUUGACUCUAGAUGUAACAUUGAAACUGAAGUAUCUGGGAGAGACGCUUCUAUUUGUGUGCGAACCACCACGUCCUAGCACCGACAGGGCGGUGGCGCUGAUUCGAAGCACGAUCGACGAUAUGGAGAUCCCGUUCAGCAAAGGGGCUUCGCAAGAAUGGGCCUCGAUUUCGAGUCUCCUGGAAUCUCUGGCCCUACAGCCUCUGUGUCCAAAUCGUGAAACCUUGGACUAUGAGUACACCGCAGACUUGUUCAAUGAUCUCACAGGCAACGUCACAGCGGCCCUUUUCUCGAGCAUGGAUAUUUUACCUGGUAAAAAGGCCGACAUCAAUCUGCUCACCAACCAACAACUGCUUGAGAUGUACAUGAAACUCUUAGCCUUCGUGUAUAUCUAUUUCUUCGUGGUGGCCAGUAUUUCCAUGGGCCUCCUUGCCGCUUUUCAAGUGCUCUGUCGCCGUCAUGAAAUCCAUUUCCAUCGGAACAUUUCGACGACUGUGCGCAUAGUCCUCGCAACAUCGCUCGCCAGUCUUGUCUCAUUCGCCAGCCACUUUCCAUUGGCUUAUUCGUUCAUGACUUCGCCCAUCAUUCUUUAUGCAUUCACUUUGACGCUUCUAUGUGGUCAGUUUCAUUCCCCUUGUCUGUUGUUUGAUAUGAAAUCUGAUUGGCUCAAGUGCUCCUGGCUGACCGACUUUUGGACCAUUUCGCAUCCCGGAGAGAUGCAGCGGGCCGACGGAACGGGAGAAGCAGCACCGAACUUGAGUGUCGUGCAUCUGCACCGGGGAUGGUGGAAAUAG
Messenger RNA from Penicillium subrubescens, 1806 nucleotides. RefSeq lists its product as uncharacterized. The coding region runs from base 1 to 1806 and encodes 601 amino acids. The transcript is spliced from 5 exons. NCBI's taxonomy places the organism in Eukaryota, Fungi, Ascomycota, Eurotiomycetes, Eurotiales, Aspergillaceae. The record is from RefSeq and is a predicted model, not a curated record.